AUGCGGUGUCGGUCAUUCAGAACAUCCACAUCCGGCCCCUCGUCUCCUACUCGAGCACCCACGCCGGGGCUCUCGGCUCGCAUUCGCAUCCACGUCCGGCCACUCGCCUCUCACUCGCAUCCACGUCCAGCCACUCGGCUCGCACUCGCAUCCACGUCCGGCCACUCGCCUCUCACUCGCAUCCACGUCCGGCCACUCGCCUCUCACUCGCAUCCACGUCCGGCCACUCGCCUCUCACUCGCAUCCACGUCCGGCCACUCGCCUCUCACUCGCAUCCACGUCCGGCCACUCGCCUCUCACUCGCAUCCACGUCCGGCCGCUCGCCUCUCACUCGCAUCCACGUCCGGCCACUCGCCUCACAUCCACGUCCGGCCACUCGCCUCGCACUCGCAUCCACGUCCGGCUACUCGCCUCGCACUCGCAUCCACGUCCGGCCACUCGCCUCGCACUCGCAUCCACGUCCGGCCACUCGCCUCGCACUUGCAUCCACGUCCGGCCACUCGCCUCGCACUCGCAUCCACGUCCGGCCACUCGCCUCGCACUCGCAUCCACGUCCGGCCACUCGCCUCUCACCCACAUCCACGGCCGGCCACUCGCCUCACAUCCACGUCCGGCCACUCGCCUCUCACCCACAUCCACGUCCGGCCACUCGCCUCACAUCCACGUCCGGCCACUCGCCUCGCACUCGCAUCCACGUCCGGCCACUCGCCUCACAUCCACGUCCGGCCACUCGCCUCACACCCACAUCCACAUCCGGCCACUCGCCUCACAUCCACGUCCGGCCACUCGCCUCACAUCCACGUCCGGCCACUCGCCUCACAUCCACGUCCGGCCACUCGUCCCGAUCAGAUAACCCAAGGUUUUUGGUCCGCCAUGAAUUAUGGUGAGAAGAGUCGUCGCUUCUUGAUUACGAUUACGAUAAGAGUCGUAAACAGCCACCGAGACCCGCCGGGGUUCGGGCGCUGA
Penaeus indicus is the source of this 966-nucleotide messenger RNA. Its product is annotated as splicing factor 3A subunit 2-like. NCBI's taxonomy places the organism in Eukaryota, Metazoa, Arthropoda, Malacostraca, Decapoda, Penaeidae. The record is from RefSeq and is a predicted model, not a curated record. The transcript has a single exon. The coding region runs from base 1 to 966 and encodes 321 amino acids.